GUGAAAGAAGUUGCGAGCGGUCAUUCACGGAAUAACAAGGAAAUGAUGACAUUUUUCCUUAACCAGCCAGAAGAUCAAGUUACAAUUACAGAGGACAUUGUUGAGGCUGCCGCAGGAAAUAAUAACAGCAAGGAAGUAAUGGAAUUACUCCUUAACCAGCGAGGAAACCAGAUUACUAUUACGGAAGACAUUGUUAAGGCUGCAGCUGAAAAUUAUAUUGGCAAGGAAGUAAUGAAAUUACUCCUUAACCAGCGAGGAAACCAGAUUACUAUUACGGAAGACAUUGUUAAGGCUGCAGCUGAAAAUUAUAACGGCAAGGAAGUAAUGGAAUUGCUCCUUGACCGACGUGGAAACCAAGUUACUAUUACGGAAGACAUUGUUAAGGCUGCAGCUGAAAAUUAUAACGGCAAGGAAGUAAUGGAAUUGCUCCUUGACCGACGUGGAAACCAAGUUACUAUUACAGAGGAUGUUCUUAAGGCUGCCGCAGCAAAUUGGAACAAUGGCAAGGAAGUAAUGGAAUUGCUCCUUGACCGGCGAGGAAACCAAGUUACAAUUACAGAGGAUGUUCUUAAGGCUGCCGCAGGAAAUCUUUACGGCAAGGAAGUAAUAGCCUUGCUUCUUAAUCAGCGUGGAGAUCAGAUUACUAUUACAAAGGAUGUUAUUAUAGCUGCCGCAGAAAAUCCUGAGGGUGAGGAAGUGAUAGCCUUAUUUAUUAAUCAGCAUGGAGAUCAGAUUACUUUAAUAACGGAGUUUGUUAAGGCUGCAGCAGGAAAUGAGAGGAUUAGCAAAGAAACAAUGGAAUUGCUCCUUCAUUGGCCGGGAUAUUACUAAAUUACUAUUACAGAGGAG
Molecule: messenger RNA, 849 nt
Organism: Trichoderma atroviride IMI 206040
Lineage: Eukaryota; Fungi; Ascomycota; Sordariomycetes; Hypocreales; Hypocreaceae
Source: RefSeq, a predicted model, not a curated record